AUGUCUUCUUUAACUUUUUAUAAAAUCAAAAAAAGAUAUCUUAAAGACAAAAGUGAAAUUCGACUAUAUGAAUCAGUACAUGUUGUAAUUUUAGCGAUGUUUUCUACAAAAAAAAGAAUCUCACCCAAAUUAAGUCCAUUUUACUGUAAUUUAUUACUUCAGGCAUAUCCAGAUUUAUUAACAGUUGGUCAACUUCGUGCUGCAUAUUCAAUUGUAAUUAGAUCUUUAUCAGAAACUGAUGAUGCUUUAGCAUGGGUUUGCUUAGAAAAACUUAUUAAAGCAAUCGAAGAUCUUCCAACAACUGACAACAUAUAUAGUGACACUAACUCUAAUAUUAUUCAUUCCAUCAACAAUAUAUUAAAAAAAAAUAACUCUUCUUCUAAUAACAAUUUACAACCAACAAAUUCUCCUUUUAUUAAUCAACUAAUUAAAUCUAACAAUGAAAAAUUUAUCAUCGAAUCAGCAGCUUUAUUAUUUCAUAGAGGUCAUCUGCUUCUCACUCUUAUUGAUCAGAUCAAAUCUGUCAAUUUGAUAUUUUUGAAAACUUUAUUAUUAAAAAUCAAAAAUUUCUUAACUAAUGAACCCAAUAGUAUUUCUAAAAAUGCAAUACAGAAGGUUUUAUUCGAUGCACUAAGUACAGAACUUGAUUAUACAAAAAAAGAAGCUGGUGUUAAAUGGUGGUUAACUGAAGUGUCAGUCACCCAUGAACUUGAUUUUAUUGAUACGCCUUCAUUAUUGUUUCUAGUACCAAGGACUCAAAUGCUUUUGCUCAACCGAAUCUCCCAUCCUUUAAAAGCAAUAUUGAGGACAAUUGACAAAAAAGAAAGUUAUAAAGAGCAUUGUUGA
Molecule: messenger RNA, 846 nt
Organism: Entrophospora candida
Lineage: Eukaryota; Fungi; Glomeromycota; Glomeromycetes; Entrophosporales; Entrophosporaceae
Source: the annotation of a GenBank genome assembly